This is a messenger RNA of Paramecium octaurelia, 1422 nucleotides long. Lineage: Eukaryota; Ciliophora; Oligohymenophorea; Peniculida; Parameciidae. The record is from the annotation of a GenBank genome assembly.
AUAUGAUUAGUUCUAUAGUGUUUAUUAAUCAUAAGGGAGAAAUCCUUGUUUAUAGAGUUUACAAGGAUGACAUAACAAGAAGUGAGACUACUCAAUUUUGCGCUAAAAUUGUGGCCACUAAAGAAAAUAAAGAAUGCCCAAUUAUCAAUAUUGAUGGUAAGAAAUAAUAUUUAAAAAACACAGGGACGUCAUUUAUCCAUAUUACUAUAAAAGACAUUGUAGUGUUAGCGACAACAAAAGUAAAUGUAAAUGUAGCUAUGACCUUGCAAUUUCUUUAUUAAUUAGUACAAUGAAAAUAUUAAAUCUAGGUUAAAGUGUGCAGAGCCUACUUUGGUGGUGAGUUUGAUGAGAAUUGUAUAAAGAAACACUUUGUGCUUAUCUAUGAGCUACUGGAUGAAGUGAUGGAUUAUGGUGUUCCGUAAAUAGCGGAUGCAGAUCUUUUGAAAAAAGUAUCUAACUAUUCCUAGAAUUUAAUAGUACAUUUAAGAAGGAGGAUUAAAGCCAGAGUUGAUGAAUGAUGUGGAGAAAUUGAAAUAAUUAACGUCCUAAGCAACAGGAGCCACUUCUUGGAGACCACAAAAUAUUGUAUAUAGAAAGAACGAAGUGUAUUUAGAUGUCAUAGAGAGUGUGAAUGUGUUGAUGUCAGUAAAGGGGACAAUCCUGAAGGCUGAUGUGGCUGGAUCGAUUCAGAUGAAAUGCUUAUUGUCUGGAAUGCCAGAAUGCAAAUUUGGAAUGAACGAUAAAUUGCUAAUGUAGAGAGAGCCACGUAAACCUGGUCAAACAACAACUGAUAAAGGCAUAACUAUUGAUGAUCUCAAAUUUCAUCAAUGUGUUAAAUUACCAAAAUUUGAUAAGGAAAGAGCAAUAACAUUUAUUCCUCCUGAUGGCCAAUUUGAGUUGAUGACCUAUAGGAUCACUGAAAAUAUUAAUUUACCUUUCAAAAUCAUGCCAGUGUACAAUGAAUUAGGGAAGAACAAAUUAGAAAUUAGAGUCAAAGUAUCAUUGUUUAUGAAUAUUCAAGAUUAAAUCAAUUUUUGAAAAGAAUCUAUUUGGUACAAAUCUAGCUAUUAAAAUUCCAGUGCCCAAGAACACAGCAAAUGUUAGUACCAAUUCUGCAAUUGGAAAAGCCAAGCAUGAGCCAGAAUAAUAAGGAGUGAUUUGGAGGAUUAAGAAAUACCCUGGAGAUUUCGAAGCUUUAUUACGUUGCGAAAUUGACUUAGGAUCAACAACAAAUCAAUAACCUUGGAUCAAACCACCCAUUUCAAUAGAGUUUUAAGUGCCUAUGUUCACAGCAAGUGGAUUAAGAGUAAGAUUCUUAAGAGUUUAUGAAAAAUCUGGAUACAAACCAACCAAAUGGAUUAGAUACAUCACAAAGGCUGGAGAGUAUUUACAUAGAUUGUGAUAAUACAAUAAUCGAAAAUA